This is a messenger RNA of Lutzomyia longipalpis, 4289 nucleotides long. RefSeq names its product protein crossbronx homolog. The record is from RefSeq and is a predicted model, not a curated record. Bases 104 to 766 code for a protein of 220 amino acids. Lineage: Eukaryota; Metazoa; Arthropoda; Insecta; Diptera; Psychodidae. The transcript is spliced from 5 exons.
AGAAGUUUUCCUCACAUAAAAAACAUCGAAUUAAAUAUCAAGAAAACAUCGCAUGAAUCUGUGUUAGUUUUGUUGUCUUUUUUUUUUACUAAAAGGAAAAAUAAUGACGUUGGACGCAAGAAUUCAGCAGGAAUAUAAAAUUCUAGCAGAAUAUAAAAUGUUGAUGAGUGAAAAUAUUCGUGGAGUCUAUGUUAUUCCUUCACAUGAAAAUCCCCUACAGUGGUUUGGUGUCAUCUUUGCCCGGGAUGGUGUCUAUAGAGAUGGAAUCUUUAAAUUUUCUCUUAGUCUUCCGGAGAGUUUUCCAAAUGACACAAAAGCACCUGUGAUAACGCUAAAGACAAACAUUUUUCAUCCAUUCGUUUGUCCGGAAACGAAAAAACUGGAUACGAGGGAUGCUUUUCCAGAAUGGGAUUCAUCUUGUCACAUUUGGCAAUUGCUAAAGUACCUCAUAUUCAUCCUUGAGCAUCCCGAUAUGUGUCUGACAUCACCACUAAAUGAAAAGGACGAGGGUAAAGGUGAAAGGAAUAAUGAGGCACUGGAGAUGCUAAAGAACAAUCGAAUGGAAUUUGUAGCAAAUGCCAAGAAAUGCGUGGAGGAGAGUCAAAAAAAGGUCUUCGAUGCACCUGCUGAAGACGAUAAGCAUGCAAUUGUUUUUGAACCAUGGCAAGAUGGUGUACAUGCAGGUAUCCUCGAAAGGAUAAAGAAUAAUCAAACAGCGGAAAUUCCACAAAGUGAACCAACAGAGAAAGCAACGGAAUACUCCUAGGAGGAUGAAAGUUUAUUCUUUUUUAUUAAUUUAAACUAAGGCUACAAUUUAUUAAAAAGAUCAGCAUUAAUAUUUUCUUAUUUUCUGAUCUUUGCGUCGUUGAUCUUGAAUAAUCUUCCUUGCAACAUCCGUCAUGGCGAUUAUGAAGACAGAGAAGAAGAUAACAGCAGCAAUUGUUGAGUAGGUUUUAAAUCCCGGAUAAACUGGCCCAGAUGGUUGGAAGAGAGAUAUAGCCGGGGCAGGUGUUGAAGUUGGUUGUGUUGGUUUAGCCACUGGUACUGUGGAAGGUUCCUGUUGCAUUUGUGGAUGAUCCCCAAUACCUGGUGGAUCAAUGUGAAUGGAGAUUGUCUCCUCUGGACGAACAUCCAUUACUCCAGUUUCAAUGCACUACGAAAGAAAUUAAUUCACUUCUCUACACAAAAUUAAUCAAGUAAAGAAGAAUAGGAAGCUCACCGUUGUAUGGAUAUCACCCUCUUCGAUUUUAUCAACCCCAUAAUCAUCCCUAGCAUAGAUUGUGGUCAAUUUGGCUGACAUAUUGAUCACGGAAAGUGUUUCCGUUCCAAUAACCCGCACAAUUGCCGAUGUCUUGGCAGGAAGGCGCUUCACAACAGACACAAUUCCAGCUUGGACCUUCUUCGUCAACUCCCCAACAGUAUACUUAAUUGUACCUGUUUCCUCGUGCAGAAUAAUUGGAACACCCGGUGCUAGAUCCAAAAGCAACGUAACAUUGACUUUCUUCUCAAAAUCAUACCUUACCAGGGAUUCAACGAAAUCCGUGUUUAAAUGGUGAUUUGUGAGGUUCACAGAUGUGAGAACAAUUUGAUCCAAAAACGUCACAUUGCGCCAUCGAUCGUAGAUAAUGUUGGUUAGCUCAUAGGCAACAGGAAGGCGUUCCAGGAGGACAUCCGCAACAUCUGGUGAAUCACUGAAAGUUAGAAUAAUUUGCAAAAUUAUUUCAAAAUCCUCAAAAUAAAAAUGGCGUGAUUUGGAAGCUCGAAGAAUUCCAGUAGUGAUCACUAGAAGGUUCCAAAAUUUCGAUGAAAAAAUCCUGGAAAAUUCGCCAUGAAAUGUCAGUGAUGAAAUGUGUUAGAUUUUACAUAAAAAAAAGCAUCAAAUCUAAAUCAUAAAUCGAACACACAUAAUUUACUUUAUUCAUCGAUGGAGAUUUGAUAAGAAAUCACAGCGAGGGAUUAUGCGUAUAACAAAAGUACGUUCACUAAUGAGGUCAGAACACGUCAUUUGUGACAAAUUUUGGAAGGAUUAAUUGAUUUUUACAGAGAAUUUUGAUAGUAAGGAGGAAAAACUCAAAAUAAGGAUAUUUUGGUAAAAAAAAAAGCAUACAUAUUGGUGAAAUAGGUGAAGUGGGGAGAAUAUAGUGGUGAAUUCAGAUUUUAAAUAAAAAAAACGGUAAAGAAAAUGGAGGCUUGCGCAGUAGAAAAAAUGAAUUUUCCAGAGUUCUUGGCGACCAAGCCAUAAAUUCGGGAUCUAACUUACCUCUCAUCAUUCCCUAAACAUGCAGCAGUUGUGAGAUUGACUCUACAAAUACUUCCAGCCACAUCUCGCCCCACAAAGGCACUCUCUUCACUGAGAUGACUAACCAGAGGUCGCAAUAUGUUCUGGAAAUCCUUCCAGGUGAUCCAUGUGUACAUUCCAGGAGUUUUCAGGGAACUUUCAUGGCAAAUUCCAUGACUACUGAAAUCCGUUUGACGAGCACGGAGAAUCUGAAGCUGAGGUGCUUCCUCAUCAGUGCAGAGCGUCGACAUGGCUUCAAUGUCUUCGGCUGAGGUAGCAUUGGCGGGAACUUUGCAUUCUGUCGUGAUUCGACUGUUUAUUUGGAAGGAUGACUUGAGGAGGCAGUAGUCACUUGCUUGGAUAACUGGGAACAGGAGGAGGAUCACUGAAAUCACGUAACGCAUCUUCGCGAAAUGUUUUCCUGACUUUACACAAGGGCGUUCCAAUUCAAAAUGCCCGGCGUUUAGAAAUAACUUCUCACACGCUCUCUGUGAAGCUUUUCUCAAGAGGCCACUUGUGGGAUUCUCAAAAAGGGAUUUUGCAGUUUGAAGAGAUACUAGUUGCACAAGACCAUCCAAUCGAUAUCAAGGUGAUGAACUAAAUGCGGGGACGAGCCAGGUAAGAGAGAAAAAAAAUGAAUCCGAUUGUGCAAAAGGUUUGAAAUCUUAUCGCGAAGCAAGUAAAUCCCGAGGCAGUGUGAAGAAGACUGCGUCAUAAUGCUUUUUGUGGUGUUGAUUGGGAAUAUAAUUUUUUUUUCCCUCACAAACUCAAUCAAUUGAUAAGAAUGAAGCGAAAAAAUUGAAGAAUGUUCCGCAUUUUGGUCACGCAGAAAAAAAUCAGUUUGCAUAGGUGUGUUGGUGACGGUUGGGAAAUUCAAAAUUUUCUUCCAUGACAAAAUGGGUUGGAGUGCGGCGAAUUUUGGGCGAAAGUGUUUUGAAUAAAUUAUUGAAAAAUCAAGAAAUUAUCAAUUUUUCUUUAUUUUAUGAAUAAAAAUUCGGAAAAAGAGUUGAAUUUUUUAUGAUUUUGGGGAAUUUGGCUCUCUUUUUUGGCGCCUCCACUGAAUUUUUAAGGAAAAUCGCCUCGAUAUGAACUCUAGUACAUCCAUAGGAAAUAUCCAAUGACAUUCCACGAGCUUUUUGCCUUGGAUUAUUUAUAGGGGCCCCACAGUAGUCAUUGUUGAGUGACAUUCAAAGUGGUAGGGAGUGUUUUGUGCUGAGCUCAAGUGAAAAAUUUUCCAAAAGUGCAAUUAUUUGCGUGAAAAGUUGUGUGAAAUACACAUCAAGUGCUUCAAGGUGUUCUCAGGUGCAAAUUGUGUGCUGUACCAAAUUGGAAGAGAGUACAAUUUGGUGGGUGAAAAAGAAGAAUUUUUUUCUGCCUUGUGUGCCCCCCCACAUACGACGAGUACGAACACAAUGACGGCCAUUGUGCUCCCGUGAGUGAGUUGAAUGAAGCGACGGAAAAAGGUGCCCCGCGACGUGAGGUCUUGGCAGAGAUCUUCCCAGGCACAUUGGAGACACACGGGCACAUCCAGCUGGUGGGACGCAGAAGAGAAAGUUCGCGGUGACGGGAGGAAAUUGAGGUGGAAAAGGAGGCGACUUUGGGGGAGUGCGCGCAAUUUUGCACACAGUGGUGGUGGAAAAAUCAAUUUUCCGCACCCACUGCGCCACUCGGACACGGGCAUCUUCUACAUCCGGAAAGGAGGCCAAUGUUCAGAUGUGAAGGAGAAACAAUUUUCGUGAAUCUUGGGGUCAUUGGAGUGCAGUGAAAGAAGUAUUUAAAAAUAAAAGAAAAAUAAAUAAAUAAAAUUGAGUAAAUGUGAGUGUGUAAAAAUAUAUAUAACACGGAGAAACGGAAGACAAAGAGAAAAAAGAAAAACAAGGUCAGAAAAUUGUGUGAAAAAGUGCGGGAGUUGUUACAAAUAUAAAGAAAGAAAAGAAGAAUAGUGAUCUCCAAACCCAAAGUGAUUUUUAGAAUUUUAAGUACCUCUACACACACCCAAAAUUAGAAAUAA